This is a messenger RNA of Drosophila obscura, 849 nucleotides long. RefSeq lists its product as uncharacterized. Lineage: Eukaryota; Metazoa; Arthropoda; Insecta; Diptera; Drosophilidae. The coding region runs from base 1 to 849 and encodes 282 amino acids. The transcript has 3 exons. The record is from RefSeq and is a predicted model, not a curated record.
AUGCUGCGAGUGCAGAUCUUUGUGUUACUGGUGCUGUCCGCGGGAUUUGCUGCAAGUGUGGCACAAGGGCUGGCCCAGACGCAGCUGAAUUCGAUUGUCGAAAGAGUUUUCACACGCAAACGAAGAGCUGUGCUGUUUCCGCCCGGUUCGUUUCUGAAAUUCACCUGCAACUUGGCCACAGGACUGCUCGCCACGUAUCCGCGUGGCAUCACCUUUGUGCUGGAGGAAGCUGUCUACUUUCCCGUGCCAGGCUCAGUAAAUGAUCUAUAUCCCAAGCGUUAUUUGCCGAAGACAACGAAGAAACCCGAGCAACUAGCCGAUUCGUAUGUGUAUAUACCCGGCACCGAUUGGCGUUUCAAGGCCCAGACCUUGCCCCAGCCCAAGUGGCGACAAUCACCGCCCAAGACGCAUCGCAUCGAUGACGAAAGCUACGCCAAUCCAGCCAAGUGGCAGCAGUGGAACGAAUAUGCCACGCAGCAGCAACAAAAGUGGCAGAAAUGGAUAACACCAGCACCCAAAUGGAGUGCUUGGCAGUCGCAUCAGUAUCCUGGCCAUAGAGAUCGCAGGGAUCUGUUUGAACGCUUCAACAAACUGAGUUCGCUGCUUAACCUGGACAUAAAGGCCUGCAUAUUGCGCACCAUGUGCGACAGCAAACGCCUGCUGCUGCCGCCUGGAUACUCCAUGCUGCAGGAUAUGCUGCGCGUCGUUUUCACCAUGCCUCGUUUGGAUGGCCUGGAGGAUGAAUACAGUCGCCUAAUGGAUCAAGCUGCCGAUGGCUGUGCUGCCGAAUUAAAAACUAAAUGUAAUAUGAAUUUGUUAAUAUGGCUGCUGAGCGGCAGAGUAGAAUAA